Malus domestica (apple) is the source of this 2558-nucleotide messenger RNA. The record is from RefSeq and is a predicted model, not a curated record. NCBI's taxonomy places the organism in Eukaryota, Viridiplantae, Streptophyta, Magnoliopsida, Rosales, Rosaceae.
AUUUCAGGUAUUACGCUUGAGCCUCAACUCACUCAGUGGUUUUAUUCCUGUCAAUAUCCAAUUGUCUCAACCUUUGGGGUCUCGAUUUUGGUUACAAUCAGUUAAUUGGUAAAAUUCCUAUAGAGUUUGGCUCCUUCCCAAAACUCGAAAGACUUGUUCUUGAAUUUAAUACUCUAGUCGGAGAGAUCCCUGACUCAUUGGGGAACCUUUCUUCUCUUGAAAUGCUUGCGUUCUAUCAGAAUAAGUUGUCGGGUAACAUCCCAAAUUCCCUUGGUCAGUUGACAAAAUUAACAUUUUUUGUAUUAGGCUCAAAUAAUUUAUCUGGUAUCAUCCCUCCCUCCAUUUAUAAUCUCUCCAGUAUAGUUACUUUCGACGUACAACAAAAUCAAAUUCGAGGGUCUAUUCCAUUAGACUUGCCCAAAAAAUUUCCAAAUCUUGAAGGCUUUUUGAUUUCUUGGAAUCAUUUUACCGGAUCCAUUCCUGUGUCAAUAUCCAACUUGACAAAUUUAGUGAACUUUGAAGUUCAAGAUAACAAACUCACCGGAAAAGUACCAAAUUUACAGAAGCUUCUUAACCUUGAAACCUUCAACAUUUACAACAAUCAACUCGGAACUGGUACAGAUGGUGACUUGAGUUUUGUCUCAGACUUGACCAAUGCCACAGAGUUAAAGUGGUUGAUUGUAUACUUCAACAAUUUUGGAGGGACGUUGCCCACAUCCAUAUCCAAUCUCUCAACCAAGCUUGAAAUCCUUGGGGUUCAAGGAAACAAACUAUACGGGAACAUCCCAGCUGGGAUGGGCAAUCUAAUCAACUUGCAAUUAUUAAGUUUUGGGAAAAACAACUUCUCAGGUAACAUCCCUUCUGACAUUGGAAAGCUUACAAGACUUAACCAAUUGGAUUUUGAAUCCAACAGGUUAUCAGGGAGCGUUCCAACCUCUCUACAAAAUUUAACAAUGUUAAGCUUGCUUGAACUGCAAGGAAAUCAUCUUCAAGGCAAUAUACCUUUAAUCUUCGGGCAAUUCAACAGUAUAUUGCAUCUGGAUCUUUCUCAAAAUAACUUCAACGGCACAAUACCUCAAGAAGUUAUAGGCCUCAGCUCCUUAUCAAUUACUUUGAACUUGUCUGGAAACCAGAAACAGGUUCUCUUCCAAUGGAGAUCGGAAAGUUGAGCAAUUUAGGCAAAUUAGACUUUUCCAAUAACAUGUUAUCAGGUGAACUUCCUGGUAGUAUUGGUUCUUGUGUGAAGUUAGAAGUCCUACACUUGCAAGGUAACUUAUUCAAUGGGUCGAUUCCUUCUUCAAUGGUUUCAUUGAAAGGGAUUCAAGAUUUGGACCUUUCUCGUAACAAUUUGUCAGGUGAAAUUCCAAAGUUUUUAGAGGGAUUUGCCUUGAAUAAUUUCAACCUAUCUUUCAAUGAGUUUUGGGGAGCAGUACCCAUUGAAGGUGCUUUUAAGAAUGUGAGUUCGACUUCAUUUGCUGGAAACGCCAGGCUAUGUGGUGGUAUUUCUAUUCUCCAACUUCCCAAGUGCAACUCCAAAGUGUCCAGGAAUGGCAGAUUGUCCACUAGCUUGAUAUUAAUAAUCUCUUUAGUAUCUGGGUUUGCAUUUCUUGGAAUAGUGAUUGUGAUUUCUUUUUUAUUCGUUCGUUCAUCAAGAAAGAAACACAAAGGAACCGCACCAAGCACUUUGGGAAACUCUUUUUUGCAAGUGUCCUAUGGUACUCUGCUCAAAGCUACUGAUGGAUUCUCUCCAACAAAUUUGAUUGGCGUGGGUGGUUUUGGAUCUGUGUACAAAGGACUUCUAGACGAUUAUGAAGCUCAGCCUGUUGCUGUCAAGGUGUUUAACAUGUUACGCGGAGGAGCCUCUAAGAGUUUCAUAGCUGAGUGUGAAGCAAUGAGAAAUAUCCGGCACCGAAAUCUCGUCAAGGUUAUAACUGCAUGUUCAAGUGUUGAUUUUCAUGGUAAUGAUUUCAAGGCUUUGGUGUAUGAGUUCAUGGACGACGGGAGCUUAGAGGAGUGGUUGCACCCAACUACCGGGACACCCAAGAAUUUGAGUUUUCUUCAAAGGCUCGAAAUCGCCAUUGAUGUUGCCUGUGCAUUAGAUUAUCUUCAUAAUCACUGUGAGACACCAGUUGUUCAUUGUGAUCUCAAGCCCAGCAAUGUACUUUUGGGGAAAGAAUUGACUGCACAUGUUUCUGACUUCGGACUCGUAAGAUUUCUCUCAAACCCAUCCAGUAAUUUUCCGGAGAAUCAAACAAGUUCCGUUGGAAUAAGAGGAUCUGUUGGUUAUGCUGCUCCAAAGUAUGGUAUGGGAAGUGAGGUUGCAACAAAAGGGGACAUCUACAGCUUUGGCAUUCUUUUGUUAGAGAUGUUCACGGCGAAGAGACCCACUGACAAUAUGUUUAGCGCUAAUUUCAACCUGCAUAAUUUUGUCAAGGUGGCUUUUGUUUGCACUCAAAAUAUACCCAUUUUUACUUAUUUGGGCAAUUUGGGUAAAAUAUGGCAUUUUGAGGAUUAAUAUGCAAGAAAUCUAACUUGGAAAGAUAUUUAGAUGCAAGUAG